AUUUGCCCAUCAGAAAUAGGGUCUUCCUCCAGGGUUGGACCCCGGAGAGUUUGGGCCUUUCCUACAAUCAUUGACCCUCACUGUGUCCAAAGGAGCAGAACUAGGUAACAGUCUUCCCACUACCAAUCCUCUUCCCGAGGGCAUGUAAACUCAUGCAGGGUAAAGGUGUGGCUAGAGGCGGGACCUUGAUAAAAGAUCCCAUGUGACUCAAAAGUAAGGAAAGAUGAGAAGUUAGCAGUUGCGUAAAGAAGGACUGGGGCAGAUGAGGAUUCAGGAAACUGGAGGUUUAAGAUAUUGAGAGGGAAAGGUGGAAAUGAAGGAGAGUGAAGUGAUGGAAUGAUCCUAGUAAAGUGAUAAUGGGAGUGGAGGAAGAGAAGAGGGGGUGGAAAACUAGAUACAUGGCUACCAAAUUAAGGAGGCAUCCUCAUCCAGAGGAAUCGGCAUUCUUCCUCACUUUGUCUUUUUCUAGAAAGCACUCCUGACGCCCAAUUUCCAUUGGAAGAAAAGAUGUACCCAUAUUGUAUGUUGUGAGAAGGGGUUGUCUCAGCUUGGGGAAGUAAGGAGACUGAUAGGAAGGAAGUAGGAAAGAAAAAGUACAGAAGGAAAAGAGCAUGGAAAAGGAAAGGUUCAGGGAUGAGGCCAAAGAGAUCUCUUUAAAGGUCAGAGAAGGCAGGUGGAGGGGGGAGCUGGACAGCUGGGAGAUAGUGAGGGACAAAGGGCAAAGGAAACCAGACCAGAGGACUGGAGAGUGAGAUGGGGUGAGAUGGAGUCCUGGAGAGAAAAAUAAGAGAGGUGAACUUAAUGCUUGUCAUAUGGUGGCCAGAAUGGAGUUGUGGCCAGGGGCAUGGAUGCUGCUGCUGCUGCUCUUCCUGCUGCUGCUCUUCCUGCUGCCCACCCUGUGGUUCUGCAGCCCCAGUGCCAAGUACUUCUUCAAGAUGGCCUUCUACAAUGGCUGGAUCCUCUUCCUGGCUGUGCUCGCCAUCCCUGUGUGUGCCGUGCGAGGACGCAACGUUGAGAACAUGAAGAUCUUGCGUCUAAUGCUGCUCCACAUCAAAUACCUGUACGGGAUCCGAGUGGAGGUGCGAGGGGCUCACCACUUCCCUCCCUCACAGCCCUAUGUUGUUGUCUCCAACCACCAGAGCUCCCUCGAUCUGCUUGGGAUGAUGGAAGUGCUGCCAGGCCGCUGUGUGCCCAUUGCCAAGCGUGAGCUACUGUGGGCUGGCUCUGCCGGGCUGGCCUGCUGGCUGGCAGGAGUCAUCUUCAUCGACCGGAAGCGCACGGGGGAUGCCAUCAGUGUCAUGUCUGAGGUCGCCCAGACCCUGCUCACCCAGGACGUGAGGGUCUGGGUGUUUCCUGAGGGAACGAGAAACCACAACGGCUCCAUGCUGCCCUUCAAACGUGGCGCCUUCCAUCUUGCAGUGCAGGCCCAGGUUCCCAUUGUCCCCAUAGUCAUGUCCUCCUACCAAGACUUCUACUGCAAGAAGGAGCGCCGCUUCACCUCGGGACAAUGUCAGGUGCGGGUGCUGCCCCCAGUGCCCACAGAAGGGCUGACACCAGAUGACGUCCCAGCUCUGGCUGACAGAGUCCGGCACUCCAUGCUCACUGUUUUCCGGGAAAUCUCCACCGAUGGCCGGGGUGGUGGUGACUAUCUGAAGAAGCCUGGCGGGGGUGGGUGAACCCUGGCUCUGAGCUCUCCUCCCAUCUGUCCCCAUCUUCUUCCCCACACCUACCCACCCAGUGGGCCCUGAAGCAGGGCCAAACCUUCUUCCUUGUCUCCCCUCUCCCCACUUAUUCUCCUCUUUGGAAUCUUCAACUUCUGAAGUGAAUGUGGAUACAGCGCCACUCCUGCCCCCUCUUGGCCCCAUCCAUGGACUCCUGCCUCCGUGCAGUCUCCACUCUUGACUCCCACCUCCUACUGUUUUGUCUGUGGGACAGUUGCCUCCCCCUCAUCUCCAGUGACUCAGCCUACACAAGGGUGGGGAACAUUCCAUCCCCAGUGGAGUCUCUUCCUGUGUGGUCUUCUCUCCCCCUCUACUCCACAUUGGCCAGUGGACUCAUCCAUUCUGUGGAACAAUUCUCCCCCACCCCAAAGUCCAUGGAUUCAAUGGACUCAUCCAUGUGAGGAGGACUUCUCGCCCUGUGGCUGGAAGCUGAUACCUGGAGCAGUCCUCCCAGGCUCAUCCUGGGAGCUUUCCUCAGCACCUUCACCUUCCCUCCCAGUGUAGCCUCCCGUCAGUGGGGGCUGGACCCUUCUAAUUCAGAGGUCUCAUGCCUGCCCUUGCCCAGAUGCCCAGGGUUGUGUACUCUCUGGGAUACCAGUUCAGUCUCCACAUUUCUGGUUUUCUUUGUCCCCAUGGUACAGUUCUUCAGUGGACCUGACCCCACUCAGCCCCCUGCAGCCCUGCUGCACCAUUUCACCAGACACAAGGGGAAGAAGCAGACAUCGGGUGCUGCGCUCACUUCUGCCCCCUGGGGAGUUGGGGAAAGGAACAAACCCUGGCUGGAGGGGAUAGGAGGGCUUUUAAUUUAUUUCUUUUUCUGUUGAGGCUUCCCCCUCUCUGAGCCAGUUUUCAUUUCUUCCCGGUGGCAUUAGCCAUUCCCUGCCUCUCGCUCCAGACCUGUUCCCACAACUGGGGAGGUAGGCUGGGAGCAAAAGGAGAGGGUGGGACCCAGUUUUGCGUGGUUGGUUUUUAUUAAUUAUCUGGAUAACAGCAAAAAACUGAAAAUAAAGAGAGAGAGAGAAA
Messenger RNA from Macaca mulatta (Rhesus monkey), 2744 nucleotides. It is a transcript of the gene AGPAT1, whose product is annotated as 1-acylglycerol-3-phosphate O-acyltransferase 1. Gene Ontology annotation, biological process: phosphatidic acid biosynthetic process. Gene Ontology annotation, cellular component: membrane; endoplasmic reticulum. Gene Ontology annotation, molecular function: 1-acylglycerol-3-phosphate O-acyltransferase activity. NCBI's taxonomy places the organism in Eukaryota, Metazoa, Chordata, Mammalia, Primates, Cercopithecidae. The record is from RefSeq and is a predicted model, not a curated record.